Molecule: messenger RNA, 1304 nt
Organism: Oncorhynchus tshawytscha (Chinook salmon)
Lineage: Eukaryota; Metazoa; Chordata; Actinopteri; Salmoniformes; Salmonidae
Product: trace amine-associated receptor 13c-like
Exons: 2
Coding region: 68-958 (296 amino acids)
Biological process (GO): G protein-coupled receptor signaling pathway
Cellular component (GO): membrane
Molecular function (GO): trace-amine receptor activity
Source: RefSeq, a predicted model, not a curated record
GGUCACACACAGGACCAAGCAGGAGCAGGACCUCAGCAUUUUUACAUUUUAUUACAAAUGGAGACACAUGAAGAUGUUCAAUACUGUUUUCAGGACAGAAACUUCUUGCAGAAAGGCUUUGCUAUCAACAACUAUCUACAUAACACUGUACAUCAUCUUCUCAUUGAUUUCAGCAGUUACAGUAUUUUUGAACCUACUGGUGAUCAUCUCCAUCUCUCACUUCAAGCAGCUCCACACUACAACCAACCUGCUCAUCCUCUCUCUGGCUGUGUCAGAUCUCCUGGUGGGACUGAUUGUGAUACCAGUAAUGACUGUAGCAAUAAUGGAACCAUGCUGGGGUUUUGGGGAAUAUUUCUGUGUGUUUCAGAUCUACAUUGCUUUUUUAUGUGCUUCUUUAUCUUUGGGCAAUUUGGUCUUGAUAUCUAUUGACCGCUAUGUUGCUGUGUGUGAUCCCUUAUUGUACCACUCUAAAAUAACAAUAACAAGAAUGAUGUGUUGUAUAUUCAUUACCUGGUGUUGUUGUAUCAUCUACCGUGCUGCUAUUAUAAAAGACAUUGUAAAUGUGCAGGUACCCAGUCAGUGUUUGAAAGAAUGUUUUAUUGUUGAAGGAAUAACCUGGGGUAAUAUAAUUGACCUUGUUAUUACAAUGGUUGUCCCGUGCUCUGUUAUUAUAACACUUUAUUUGAAAAUCUUUGUGGUGGCCAGAUCACAGGCCAGAAAGGUAUUUUCAAAAGAGGCUGCCAGUGUGUCUGGUGUUAAAACUGUACAGGCAAAUAAGUCUGAGAGAAAAGCAGCAAAAACUCUGUCCAUUGUUGUUAUCAACUAUCUCAUUUGUUGGAUUCCAUUUUUAUUUUCUUUCUUUUUGUUUUUUAACUCUUUUAUCAAUCCAAUAAUUUAUGCUUUCUUUUAUCCAUGGUUCAAAGUGACAGCUAAACGUAUUUUAACUCUGAACUUUUAAAUUGUAUUUUUUUAUUUUUAAAUUCUUUAUUUUAACUAGUCGGUUAAGAACAAAUUCUUAUUUACAUUGUCAACUUAACUUAAGGCAUAAAUAGUUUUUAUUCCUACGUUUGACAAACAUGUGUUUUGAUAUAGUUUUGUAAUACAAUUGUUGUAAUUGCUUCUUUCAUGUAACAAUACACUGACAUUACUUAUCUCAGUGUUUUCAUCAUACGGUAGAGUGUGGUGGUGAUACAGCAUUAUUUGUCUGGAUUGGUUUGGAAUGACUUGGGAAAAGUAUAAGAAAGCAUAAGCUUGUUUUAUCAAAUACAUUGUAGUCAUUUUGGGUUGUACAUUCCAAAAACCAA